This is a messenger RNA of Moneuplotes crassus, 3975 nucleotides long. Lineage: Eukaryota; Ciliophora; Spirotrichea; Euplotida; Euplotidae. The record is from the annotation of a GenBank genome assembly.
UAUUACUAUAAAAUUCAUUUAUGAUGGACGCAUCUAUAAACCUAGGUGGAGCAAGCCUGCAUGGUAGAAUCCCUGGCCAAGAAGUCAAUAAAGAAGAACUCGAAGAAGAACAAAAACGUUCCAAUCCAAAGAUUCGCUACAUUUUUGGGGGAGGAGAAUAUCAAGAAGCCAUACAAAUGAUCGAUCAAAACCUCCUGAAGGAAUGUAUGGCGGUGAAGGAAAGGAUGGAGGAAGCCAGCUUCGAAGGACUACCUGAAGACUUUGAAGAGAGGCAGAAGAGAGUGGAGGAGGUCAAAGAGGUUAUUGAUAGGAAUGAAGUGAUCCUGAAAAAGGAGAUUGAUGUAGUAAUCAACGCUGUGAAAGAGGAGGCCGAGGUUUUGAGUGGCCAUAGAGAUCAGAAUGAUAAGGAAGAGAAUUGUAAAAAUGUGCCAAUCAAGAAAAUAUAAUAGAGAAAGAUCUUGACAAUGUUUCAUCUGAAGUUCAGAAAGAUCUUCAAUCUAUAUCAGAUUCAAUUGCAAGCCUUGAACAAGAUAUAAAUAAGCCGAUAGCAGAUAAGUUUGACUCUGAAGCAUCAGAAUUGCUGACAAGCUCUCCAGAACGAAUGAUCAGUCCUCCAGAUCCUUUGAAAUUAUCCAAAUUUCCAGUUUUAGACUCCAUUAAUGUCCAAACUCACAACGAAUUGAUUUCUGAGCUCCAAAACAUUCGCGAAACCCAGUUGAAAGAGCUUAAAUUUAAUCUUACCAAAGAUCCUAGAAAUUUCAUCGAAAAACUAGAGAGUCAAAAAGAAGAGCUCAAAACUAAUGUUAAUGUCUCGCAAGAGAAUACUAGUGAUUUCAACCAAGAAAAUAAGAAUAAAGAAGGACACUUUGUUUCUAGCGUUUUUAAUAAGUUCAAAUCAAUUUAUACUAAUUUUCUGCAUAAUGACAAUCCGGCUUCCUCUAAGAAUAGUGAAGACCUGAGUUUUGACUUUGAAAAUGAAACAAUAACAGAUCGAUCAGUUGAAGAUACUAGAAAUAACAGAGUAAUGAACAUUAGAAAAGAAAGGAGUCAGAGAACAAGUAAAUCAUUUCUUCAAAAUGAAGAUUUGAAACUAACCCCUCAACGUCAGCAAUGGAGCAAUAGAAAUGAAAAGAAAGAUCAAAGAGCUUUAAUCAAUCCAAAGAGUUAUUCUGUUUCAAGAAAGCAAGAUUCUUGUUCAUCAACGAUCGGCCAACCUCGGAAAUUUAUGUCCAAAGAUAGAUAUCUCACAGAGCCUAGUGAUGCUCAUCCUGGGCCUCUCAAAAUUGAAAAGAGAGAAGUCAUGGAUUCUGAAGCAAAAAGCAAAGACAAAGAUAUGUUAGAGAAAAUUAAUUUCCAAUCUGAGGAAUCUAGAGAUAUCGAUUUUGGUAAAAUUAUUGAGCUCUCCAAAAAAUACUUCAAAGUCAAGAAAGAAAAUGAUCAGAUGUUCCUGGAUAUUAAGAACUUAAAUUCAAAGAUUCACAGAAAAAUAGUGCAAGAUUAUGUCAAACAAAGAGAAGAGUCAAAUGGAUAUGCGUACUUUAUCAUAAACCAAUAUCAAGAGAUACCUCUGACUUCACUUGUUGAAGAAAAGAAGAAAAUAAAUGAUCUGAUGCCAAACCAAAAAGGAAGUUGAAAGAAGUUAUUCAAAUUAUUCACAAAAUUGAAUGCUAAACUACAACAAAUUAAGAUUUUCCUUGCAUUUUGAGAACCAAGAAAUGAAGAAUGGGAACAAUAUUUUAACACAAUUAUUAAUCAAGAAAAAUUAUUCAAGCAAGACAUCCUUAAAAUCAUAACAUUUUGCCGAAAUGUCAUAGAAAUGACUCAAUCCUGUACCACCAAAGGAGAGACCAAAGACCCCCAUUCAGCCCUCUCUUCUUGCACUACCCCUAAAUCCAACACUAUAACUCUAGCCAACAGCCCUAAAUCAUCCCCCAAACCUCCCCAAAUCCCAGCUAAAACCACGCCUAAAAGAAAUCAAAAAGAAGUGGAAAGCCAAAGAUUUAAAUUUAAAGAAGAAAUCAAACAAAAAGAAAUAGAAGAUUCAACCGAUAGAGAAUUAGGUCAACUUAAUAUCGAGGUCCAGAGAAAAGAGAUUGAUGAGGAGAGAUAUAAUAAACUUCUUAAGGAAUAUACUGUGUUAUAUACAAGAGCAAAAAUAUUUAAGCAGCAAUAUGAUGAAGGAAAGUUGAAAUUAAAUAUGCAUAUUGACAAUUGGAAGCAGAUUGCUCAGAAAUCAAUGAAGCAUAUGAAUGAUAGUUUAAAUGUUCAAAAUAGCAAUGAAACUAAGUUAGUUCAGUAUUUAAAAACCAUGAAUAUCGAAACAAAGAAAUAUAACUCUGAGAUACAAAGAUAUCACAAAAAACAAGAAGAACUUAGCUCUCAAAAUUGCGCCUUAAUCCAAUCCCUCAGAGAUAUAAAUAAACACAAACAAUUCAAAGAAAACGUAAAAUCCCUACACAAAGCCCAUUCCACUCUCACCUCCAGAUCCAAUUCCAUCACCAAAACCCUCAGUUCUUUCCUCAACACUAUCUCCACUUCCUACAAAUCUGCCCAGCCAGCUUCUCCUACCUCCUCUCCCAAGAGCAUAUCCACCUACACUUCCCACUCAGAGACUCUGUGAAGAACUAAGGUUAAAUUACUGCUGCUACUGUACAUCAAGCAAGGCCACUUACAAGACCAAACCAAGUGGGAGAGACAGGUCAAAGAGUUACAGAGGAGAAGGAAGCAGCAGGACCAAGAGAGCAUGUACAUGGAAUAUGAAGGAGCAAUCAUUGGGCUGAAGAGAGUCAGAGAAGUAGUAGAUGAGAGUUCAAGUGCAAUGGUAUUACCUGUUGAAGGAAGAUUGAGUUUGAGUUGCUUAGCAGAUGAUUUUAGUAAUGUAUUGGAGAAGGCCGGACAGGAAUUUGAGAAUGCUUGUAAAGUUUAUGCUGAGCAGUAUAAGACAAUGAAAAUGGGAGACGCAGCUGUGUUCCCAGCAGGGAAUUUGAAGUUUGAUAAGAUUAUUGCAGCAUAUUGUCCUGAUUAUGAUAAAGAAUUUGGUGAAAACAAAUCUAUCUAUUUCCUUAACAAAACUAUAAAAAGAGUAUUAUAUCUUUCAUACAUAUAUCAAUUAAAAUCGAUAUUGAUUCCAUCAUUCUGUACUGAGAGAUCAAGAAUACCAACCAAACUGUAUGCAAACACUGUGGUCAAGACUGUUAAAGAUUAUAUCAACGGUCAUAAGAGAAUCAUGAAAGGAAAAAGGAUCACAAUUUGCUAUUCAAGUCAUGAAGAUGAACAAAGAUUUGCAGAUUUAAUUCUUCAAGAACAGCUCCAAUUCCCAUCAGGAUAUUUGGAACAAAAAUAUCCCGUUACUAAAGAGGAAGCUCAAAUUAUUAAAAUGGAGUUAGAACUAGGAAAUAGCCAGAACAAAAUUUCAGAUUUACUCAGAAUCAAAGAUGACAUUAAAGAAGAAAAUGAGAAAUAUAAAAGUUGUAUUGCUUCUUUGGAAGCUGAAAAUAAAGAACUAAAAUCUCACAAAACUCUAUACAAGAGUAAAUUUGAAAAUCCUAAGGAAGAAUCAAAAGAGCUUCCUCGAAAGCCAAAGAUGGUCAGGACUUCAAAGAGUAGAGCCAAAUAUGAAAAUAAGAAUGUGUAUAAGGAAGAGAGAAAGACUUCUAAAGGGCCAAGGAAGCCAAAAACUAUCCCAAAAAAGGGUGUUUAUAAAUUUACAAAGAAGAUAAUCGAGUCAACUACAACAGAAAGUGAGCUGACUAUUUCAAGAGUUGGACCGAAAAAUGAAACUCCAAGUGGAAUAACCGAUAGUAGCCUUUCAUCUGAAUAUGUUGAAGGACACAAUGAAUUAUUAGGCCGCAAAGGAUCUGGCAUUAUUAAAUUCGAAUAAACCCACACUACAAGAAUUAAACAGAGUAGAAUCCCUUUCAGACAAUUCACUCAAAUCUAAAGGAGGUUUCUCAAAGCAAGGCUCUGUAUUAAUUA